Molecule: messenger RNA, 1738 nt
Organism: Xenia sp. Carnegie-2017
Lineage: Eukaryota; Metazoa; Cnidaria; Anthozoa; Malacalcyonacea; Xeniidae
Product: kelch-like protein 28
Exons: 2
Coding region: 371-1630 (419 amino acids)
Molecular function (GO): protein binding
Source: RefSeq, a predicted model, not a curated record
GAAAUAAAUAUCAGUCACCUCAAGCGCUGAUUUAAAUUGUGCAGAAUAUUCGGUCACUGAAUGAACUAAACUACAUUGCGAGUUGCCACAUCAACGCUUUAAAACUGAAAAGUUGGCAAACACAGAACUGGCAAUGAUUUUUCAUAAGUCAGAAGUUGAUAAAGGAUUCGGAAAUAGCCACUUAGAAAACGUUCAGCAUCCGCAACAAAGCAGAACGGUUCGGCGACAUUGUCUAUAAACAUAAAGUAAAUAUGAUGAAUAGGUCGCUUGAUGGACGCAGACAAGUAAACUUUUAUCGUAGCUCUAAGAGAAAUGAAUUAAAAUGCUACGCACAAACGUGAUUUGUAAAAUAUAAGAAGUAAAUAAGAAUAUGUCGUCCAUAGAGAAAAAAUCAACAAUGCAGGAAACAGUUUAUGACGACGAUCGCUUUAAGCAGAGUGGUGACAAGUUGUUCGGAGAAUUACUUAAGAAAUUCGAUGAAAAAGUGGACGAGUUUGUGAGUAUUCAGGCAUCCAAUAAUACCGAACUGAUGAAAAAGAUAGAGCGAGUCGAAAAGAAUGUAAAAAGUGCGGUGAUGAGUGUGAAUACGAAGGUGAAGCAGAUUCAAGAACACAUGGACAAAAUAAGUGUAAAGGAAAACAAUUCAGCGUUUGUACGAGAAACAGCACUAAGCAAUGAUAACAGGCAGCUGACCGAACAGUCCACGAAAGUUCAACACGUUGUAGACCCCGGCCGUGAUCAAGCAAAAAUCAUCGUAGCUGGAGGAAUGAAAGGAAAACUCGAAAGGAAAGCUUUACGAUCAGUGGAAUGUUUUGAUUGGCGAACAAAGACCUGGUCGAAGUUGGGCGAAAUGAAUGUAUGUCGCAACUCUUUAUCGUCAGCCGUACACAAUAAUCACAUCUUUGUUCUUGGAGGCUUAAACGGUACAGCUAAAUUUUCUAUGGAAAAAUUACACGUCAGCACACUUCGCGAAAAAUUACAUGAGGCUUGGCAAAAGGUUGACACCAUCUUACCAUCUCCGCUGCGAACUCAACAAUGCGCAGUUUACGGAGGAAGCUUGCUGCUCAACGAUGGUGACGAUGAAAGCUUUAUAACAGAAAUGGCCUUGUCACCACCUUACGCGAGACGCACUUUAACGGUUAUGCCCGAGAGGAGAUUACGUCAUGGCCUAGCAAUCUUUGAUGACGCAAUUGUAAUAGUGGGAGGAAGAGGUAAGCAAACGGAAUCAGCUCUCAGUAAGGUAACAAAAUAUGAUUUAAAAAAGAAAGCGUUCGAGGAUUUAAAACCUCUUACGUAUGCAGUGUAUGAAAUGGGUAUGGUGAAAUGGGGUGAAGACAAUCUUAUUAUUGCCGGUGGUGGGGACAGCAAAGGGAAGCCAUUGAGUAAAGUUCUUUUGUAUAAUAUACGAACUCAGAAAAGCUAUGCUCUGCCUGACAUGAUCUACAAGCGAAGGGGAUGUGUAGCAGUCGUGGUCGAAGACACGUUGGUUGUCAUGGGAGGUGGCGAUGAAGAGCGUAAUGCCUUCAAAUCAGUCGAAUGUUUUACAUUUGAUAGCUUCUCGUGGUCAGAGAUGCCUAACAUGUCAGAAGGGAGAGUAUGGCCAACAGCAGUUAAAAUAUUGUCGGUUUGAACGAUAAAACUUCAUACAACCUUGAAGGUGUCAUGAAGCCAAUUUUUCUUUCUUUAAAAUCGGAAGACGAUUAUCUUUUUAGUUAAGAAAAUAAAUAGUGUCAUUUUA